Messenger RNA from Periophthalmus magnuspinnatus, 1863 nucleotides. It is a transcript of the gene card19, whose product is annotated as caspase recruitment domain family, member 19. The transcript is spliced from 6 exons. Gene Ontology annotation, cellular component: mitochondrion. The record is from RefSeq and is a predicted model, not a curated record. Bases 66 to 611 code for a protein of 181 amino acids. Lineage: Eukaryota; Metazoa; Chordata; Actinopteri; Gobiiformes; Gobiidae.
UAACAUUUUGCGUCCUGACGUAAGAGGGAGUGACCAAACAAAGGACAGAAAAAGGGGACUCCACAAUGGGAGCAGAUAGUUUUCAAGACCAGCUAGCAGAGGACAGCACCUUCCUCAAGGCUGACCACAGACUGGACACAGAACUAGUGGAUAAACUCAUACUUCAACUUAACCGGAUUUAUCCACAAAUACUCACAGAUAAGGAGGCCUCCAGAUUUCGUAACUUGGAUGUGCCCACCAGUGUUCGACUUGGCGAGCUCUUGACACAUUUGCAGAGUAAAGGAGAGGAGGCCUGUCGAGAGUUUUACAGAGCGCUACACUUGCAUGUGGAAGAAGUAUACUACAGUUUACCAACUCGACUUCGCCUCAGGGAUUCUUUAGAUCCAUUGAGAUACCCUCAAAACCUCCAGCAGAAACAUGUCCUGAAUGAUCAAGGGCCUUCCUUCUUCAUUGGUUGUUUUGGUAUUGUGUUGGGAUUGGCUUUGAUCUAUUACUAUGGAGAAGCUAAACUGACAGGUGGCAGCCGCGCUCUAGGAAUGGCAGCUCUAGGUCUGAAGAAAAAAGCUCAAGAGGUUCUCAUAUGGUACACAGAAGAAACACUCAAGAAAUAAUAUAGUGCUUUAUUACGCACAUUUUUUUUUCUACAUUUACUCCUCACCGUGAAUGUACAAACUGCCAAAGCACACUAUUUUUUAAGCCUUAAAAUAAGUUUGUAACAUUUUCUAAUGUUUCUAAUGUGGGUGGUUGGUAGUUGUAUUAUGAACAUAGUACAUUAAUAACCUAUUCUUGCAAAUGAGAGUGCACUUUAUGUAUACUUUUGAGGCCUUAAUUAUUAAAAGGGAUUAAAAAAAAAAAAAAGCAAAACAAAACAUAUCCACUAUACGUGUGUAUACAAGAAAUAUAACGCAUUUUGCAAAGUUAGGCCUAUAAAGUUUAGCUUUUAAAAGACCAAAGUCGCCCUCUUGUGGUUCUAUAAGUUACUACACCAAACUCGGGAAUUCUGUUUGAUACAGUUCGCCUUUAUAAAUAAGAAUAAAUGAAUAUAAAUGAGCUAAGUCUUCUGACCAGGAACAAAUCUAUGUGCGAACUUUUAAAGUAGUUUGUUAAGCGCUUUCAGGGUUGUUUGCGUUUCAGUUUAUGUGAGCGGAAAAUGGGUCAGCAGCUAAUUUGCAUAAUUUUCUCGCAUUGCAUUAUGGGAUUGUAGCUAAAUAUAUGUUAAAAUGCACGGUACAUUGAUUCCAAUUUUAAAUAUUGAAACCCCGUCCUUUGAUUGGAAAGCUGGCAUCAGGCCUGCUAAUGUGUGGCACCAUGAUCAAGGCGCGUGUGGCCUUUUAUAAAGAGUUCAUCCCGCUCAGCACGUGACGUAUGAAGGGAGAGAAGGUGUGCGCUCCCCUUGAUAAGGAUGGAAACGGCGCCUGAGGCCGGCAUUACUUAUGUUGUUAAAGCAUUGCCACCUGUUUCGUGGCAUUCCAAAACCAAGUAAUUUCCUAAAUAUUAACGCACGAAAGCCAUGCCCUGUGUCACUGAAACUGAAAAGUAAUAACCACUUUUCCAGAAACUCCAGCAGGAUGCAGCUUCUUCCUGAAUAGACUGACAAGUUAGAGACCGUGAUUUCCUUUGCAUGAAUACAAUUUUAUUUUACUGUACUGCAUUCAUAAAAAAUGUAUUUAAUUUAACUUAAUAAUAAAGCCCAUCGCUGUCAGAAAUUACUUUUCAAGUGCUUGUAUUUUGGCAGCUACUCAACUGAAUGGACUAAAACCUGACAAGUAUGAAAUAUCUCCAUGGAUCUGGUCUUGUGUUCUUUAAAACCUUUCAUUGAGAUGUGCAUUGGUCAUUUGUAUCACUGUUUCUAUUAAACAAAUG